AUGAAUAGCAAAUACACCAAGGCAACGGAUCUCAUUUUCAAAUCGAAGCAAAACCCGCUCACUGGAAAGCCCUUCUCGGAUAAUUAUUACAAAAUAUUGGAAGAAAGAAAGAAAUUACCCGUUUUCGAGUUUCUUGACACACUCGAACAAGCCGUCGAUUCCAAUCAAGUAAUUAUUGUGGAGGGAGAAACAGGAUCGGGCAAAACAACCCAAAUUCCUCAAGCUUUAACGCUUCACUAUUUGUCUAAAAAUCCUGAUUCGAAUAAAAUGAUUUGCUGUACUCAACCUCGUCGUGUAGCUGCUUUGACUGUUGCAAAACGUGUUUCCGAAGAAAUGGACGUUGAAUUUGGGGAGGAGGUUGGUUACACGAUUCGAUUUGAAGACUAUACGAGUGAACGAACAAAGUUGAAGUAUAUGACAGACGGUAUGUUAGAACGAGAAGCAAUGAACGAUCCUUUAUUGUCUCGUUAUUCUAUAAUUUUGUUGGAUGAAGCUCACGAACGAACAUUAGCGACGGAUAUAAUGAUGGGUUUACUGAAAGAACUAUUACCGAAGCGUCCUGAUUUGAAACUAAUCGUAAUGAGUGCAACUCUGGAUGCGGGUCGAUUCCAGAAAUACUUCAACAAUGCUCCUCUUUUCUCUGUCCCUGGCCGCGUGUAUCCAGUGGACAUUUACUUUACUCCCAAGCCAGAGCGCGAAUACGUGGAAGCGGCGAUCCGCACUGUGAUCCAGAUCCACUUGCUGGAGGAUCCUGGCGACAUUCUGCUUUUCCUAACAGGCGAGCAAGAAAUCAUGGACACUUGCGAUCGUUUAGAAGAAGAGCAGGCCAGUUUCCCGAAAGACAAGCAGAAUCUGAUUAUCCUGCCUCUCUUCUCCUCGCUUCCUCCCCAGCAACAGCAGCUUGUGUUUGAGCCCACUCCGGAAGGAAGCCGGAAAGUGGUGAUUGCGACGAAUAUCGCGGAGACUUCGAUCACAAUCAACGGGGUUGUGUAUGUGAUCGAUCCAGGAUUCAGCAAGCAAAAAGUCUACAAUCCUCGAAUCCGCGUGGAGUCGUUGCUCGUAACUCCAAUCAGCAAAGCAUCGGCUCGUCAGCGUGCGGGUCGCGCAGGCCGAACGCGUCCAGGGAAAUGCUUCCGAUUAUACACGGAGGAAUCAUUCAACACGCAAUUGCUGGAGCAAAGCUAUCCAGAAAUCAUGCGAAGCGAUAUCAGCUCUGUGAUUCUCACAAUGAAAAAGCUCGGGAUCGAAAAUCUGGUUCGGUUUGACUUUAUGGAUCCGCCAGCACCCGAAACGAUGAUGCGUGCUCUGGAGAAUCUGAAUUAUCUGGGCGCAUUGGACGAUGAAGGGGAGUUAACGGAGUUGGGAAAUGAAAUGGCGGAGCUUCCGUUGGACCCUCAGCUAUCGAAAGCCCUUCUGAGUUCGAAGGAGUAUGGAUGUGUUCCUGAAAUGCUGACGAUCACGGCCAUGCUCUCCAUCCCUCCCCCGUUCCUUCGUCCUCGCGAGAGCGCGCGGUUUGCGGACGAGGCGAAGAGCCAGUUCGUGCACGCGGACAGCGAUCACAUCACGCUUCUGAACCUGUACAACGCGUUUGUGGAGGUGCCGACGAAGGCGCGAUCGAAGUGGUGCUACGACAAUUACAUCAACUACCGAUCGAUCUCGUCGGCACUGAACGUGCGGCACCAGCUGGAGGGCAUUUUGCGCCGUCUGCACUACGACGUGACGAACGGAAACCACUUCGAGAGCACGUACUACUUCACCAACAUCAAGAAGAGCAUCUUCGCGGGGUUCUUUAUGCAGGUGGCGCAUCGCGAGCGGACUGGGCACUAUCUUACGAUCAAGGACAAUCAGGUGGUGAAGCUGUAUCCCUCCUCCGUGAUGAAGAACAAGCCUGACUGGGUGAUGUUCCACGAGUUUGUAUUGACGACUGCGAACUAUAUGAGGACGGUCACUGCUGUGGAUGGGGAGUGGCUGAUGGACAUUGCUCCUCAGUACUACGACUUGGACUCGUUCCCUGACUGCUCUGCGAAAAACGACAUUAUUGCAAUAGAGAGAAGGAAGAAGUUGAUUCGCGAGAACUCAAAGCGACGUAAGCACUAG
Molecule: messenger RNA, 2097 nt
Organism: Blastocystis hominis
Lineage: Eukaryota; Bigyra; Opalinata; Blastocystidae
Exons: 5
Coding region: 1-2097 (698 amino acids)
Cellular component (GO): intracellular anatomical structure
Molecular function (GO): RNA binding; ATP binding
Source: RefSeq, a predicted model, not a curated record